Cydia amplana is the source of this 1012-nucleotide messenger RNA. Its product is annotated as protein starmaker-like. Bases 17 to 1012 code for a protein of 331 amino acids. NCBI's taxonomy places the organism in Eukaryota, Metazoa, Arthropoda, Insecta, Lepidoptera, Tortricidae. The record is from RefSeq and is a predicted model, not a curated record. The transcript is spliced from 5 exons.
UUGCAGCCGCGUGCAGAUGUCGGCCGUGGCGCUGCAGAAGCGCUGGUUCGAGCUGAAACAGGACACGCGGCGGCGGUUCCGUGCGCAGAUGGACGGCAAGGCCGGACCACCCCCCCUCCCCAUCCACCAGGCUAUAGCGCGCAGAUACGGGUACGUGGUGACCAGGUCGGCCCACCAAGUCUGGCGCUAUCUGGUGACAUCGGGACAAGUGGCGCCGCCCACGAGCGAGCGCGGGCCGGCGCCGGGCGAGGACGCGGCGUCCCGGAACACCGCCGACGACGACUCCUCCGACUCCGACACGGCGCGUGCCGAAGAUGACGAUGACGUAUCUAUAGUAGAAAAAAAUUUAGAGACCAUAGACUUAUCAGAAGAUAUUAAAGAAAAAGAUAAGACUAAAGAAGUAGUGACCACCAAAGAAAAACCAGCCGCCGGUUCUAAAACAGAAGGUCUAGGUCACGAGACGGGAGAAAAAGACGAAAUAAUUAUUGUAGAGAAUGCCACUGCGAAUACGUCCGAUAAGCCAACAGUACGCUCACAAAAGCGAAAGUCAAGUAAACAUGGCAACAAACCUGGUAAAAACCAUCCUAGUCGUAAAAACAAGAAAGUAUCAAAACACAUUGAUAAAACUAUAGACAUAAAUAAAGAGAUAGUCGACCUAGACGCACCGAGCCCUAAUACUGACGUUGUAGAAGCUUUGCAAGAGUUAGACGUUAAUAAUUUUGAAACGACAAUAGUCUUUGAUAGCGAUGACGAAGAUGUUGAUAAAGAAGCUGAAGUUCCUAAUGACGCUAAUGAAGAUAGUGUUCCUGGUACAAAUGAUAAUGAUAAUGAAUCUCAGGUGAAUGAUAAGGCAGAAAAAAGAUAUCAAAGAGAAUCUAGUGAUUCCAGCAAUGGAAAUUUGGUUAUAGAUGAUAACGUUAAUAGUGAAAUUGAAAGCAGUGAUAAUGAUGCAGAAGACACAACCUUAGGACGCAGUAACAUGAAAUACAAUAUUUACGACAAGAAACGAUAA